This is a messenger RNA of Angiostrongylus costaricensis, 531 nucleotides long. The record is from the annotation of a GenBank genome assembly. Lineage: Eukaryota; Metazoa; Nematoda; Chromadorea; Rhabditida; Metastrongylidae.
UUCACUUCAGUGGUGAUGGCUCCACCUCCACCUCCUCCUGCACCACCACCAUCGCUACUAAUCGCCCCUGCCUCUAGUUACUAUAAUGCCAGGCGAGAGUUAAUUCACCAUUCUAAACUCAAAAAGGUGGUUACAAAUGAUCGUUCGGCUCCGCUGAUAGGAGAAAAGUCUAGUAGCGGCGGUGGGGCUCGUGUCGCCGGGAACAAUGGAGUCAGCAUCGGUAACUUGUUCGCAAAUGGCGUUCCUUCAAAACCAAGUGAAAAUAAAUUUCUGCGUGCGAAGACAUCGACUUCGACUCCUAUAGUACCUUCUUCACCGUCAUCAUCCUCACCAAUUCCUUCCGGAGAAAGUGAUUUUUUAAUCAUUUUUUUUUGCACUUUCAAAUGGCCAAACGCGAGGUGUUAUUGUUCUUUGUUCACGAUUAAGCUGACGUUUCGGCGAAUUUCGCCUUCUUCAGAGCCGCUUUCUAUGAGGUCUCCACUAAGUAUGUCACGUAGAGACCAACCGCACAGAAAUCACGUGGAAGUAUAA